UCUAUGGUGUUUUCUAAUCUCUCAACCGUCAAAAGCGUCAAAAUCAAAAUAUUUUGACGGUGUUGUCAAUUUUUGAAUAACUGUAUAAUCUCUGCUUUGACUAGAUUACUGCUUAUCAUGGCUAGAACGCUAGCAAGAAUAAUUAAAACUACAAAAGCAUCCUUAGGUAAGUAGGUAUAAAUCACAAGCCACCUCAGGAAUACAGAGGAGCGAGCCAUAUUUAAUUAGAAAUAAGGCAAACUUGUAUAUAGCGACACUAUUUUUGCGUUUUAGUUAAAUUAGCGCUGUAACUGACCUCGCAUCGACACUUUCAGCCGUUUCAGGCAUUUCUAGCCCGAGCCUCAAUUAUGUACAAGUACGAUUCCAGCAACAGAAGCAGACUGGGAAAGAGCAGGGUGGACCGCUUUGCGACAGCGACAGAAUUUUUACGAACUUGUAUGGCAGGCACGACUGGCGACUGCCAUGUGCCAUGAGUCGCGGCGAUUGGUACAUGACUAAAGAUAUCAUCUUGAAGGGCUCUGACUGGAUUAUCAAUGAAAUGAAGACUUCAGGCCUGCGGGGUCGCGGCGGUGCGGGUUUCCCAACCGGCAUGAAGUGGUCCUUUAUGAAAAAGCCAUCUGACGGUCGUCCCAAGUACCUCGUAGUAAAUGCGGAUGAAGGCGAACCUGGCACGUGCAAGGACAGAGAGAUAAUACGACAUGACCCCCAUAAGCUCAUCGAAGGGGCGUUGCUCGCUGGUUCCGCUAUAGGCGCGCAUGCGGCUUAUAUUUAUAUCAGAGGAGAGUUUUACAACGAAGCUAAUAUCCUUCAGAUGGCGAUUGUUGAGGCCUACCAAGCAGGCCUAAUCGGUAAGAACGCCUGCGGCUCUGGAUUCGACUAUGACGUGUUCGUUCACCGCGGCGCCGGCGCAUACGUCUGCGGCGAGGAGACAGCGCUCAUCGAGUCCAUCGAGGGCAAACAGGGCAAGCCGCGACUAAAGCCACCGUUCCCUGCAGACAUUGGGCUUUUCGGAUGCCCUACUACCGUGAAUAAUGUGGAAACUAUUUCUUCUUCACCAACAAUCCUCCGCCGCGGCGGGGCUUGGUAUUCAUCUCUCGGCCGACUUCGUAACCACGGGACCAAGCUAUUCAACAUCUCUGGUCACGUGUGCACUCCAUGCACCGUGGAGGAGGAGAUGAGUAUCCCGCUCAAGGUCUUGAUCGAAACCCAUGGCGGGGGCGUUGUGGGGGGUUGGGAUAAUCUGUUGGCUGUUAUUCCUGGAGGAUCAUCUUGCCCGCUUUUACCUAAACACAUAUGCGACACAGUACUCAUGGACUACGACGCCCUAAUGGCAGCAAAUUCGUCUUUCGGCACAGCAGCCAUGAUUGUCAUGAAUCGGCAGACCGACAUAGUGAAGGCCAUUGAUCGGUUGCUCACGUUCUAUUCGCACGAAUCUUGCGGACAGUGCACGCCUUGCCGCGAAGGAGUGGGAUGGAUGAAGAAGAUCAUUCAAAGACUCGUUUACGGAAAUGCUGCAAUAAAAGAAAUCGACAUGUUGUGGGAAAUGUCUAAACAGAUUGAAGGGCACACAAUCUGUGCGCUAGCUGACGGCGCUGCCUGGCCGAUUCAAGGGCUCAUCCGCCACUUCAGACCCGAACUGGAACGCCGUAUUAGACAGUAUGAAUGCUGUUACGGCCCAAGCAAAGCAGAGCGGUGCUUUUAAAGCAUAUAUCCAGCCAGGUUAAGAACCUUAUAAGAACCCGAAGCGUGACUCUCCUCACAGUACGUAUAGCUCAGUUGAUGUUCAUUGUUCAUAUGGUUAGGAGAGUUUAAAAGUUUGUAAACAAGUAGAAAUAUACUG
This is a messenger RNA of Leguminivora glycinivorella, 1840 nucleotides long. Its product is annotated as NADH dehydrogenase [ubiquinone] flavoprotein 1, mitochondrial-like. NCBI's taxonomy places the organism in Eukaryota, Metazoa, Arthropoda, Insecta, Lepidoptera, Tortricidae. The record is from RefSeq and is a predicted model, not a curated record. The transcript has 7 exons. Gene Ontology annotation, molecular function: FMN binding; NADH dehydrogenase (ubiquinone) activity; NAD binding. Gene Ontology annotation, biological process: mitochondrial electron transport, NADH to ubiquinone. The coding region runs from base 470 to 1702 and encodes 410 amino acids.